Messenger RNA from Oppia nitens, 1674 nucleotides. Its product is annotated as ecdysone oxidase-like. Bases 1 to 1674 code for a protein of 557 amino acids. Gene Ontology annotation, molecular function: oxidoreductase activity, acting on CH-OH group of donors; flavin adenine dinucleotide binding. Lineage: Eukaryota; Metazoa; Arthropoda; Arachnida; Sarcoptiformes; Oppiidae. The record is from RefSeq and is a predicted model, not a curated record. The transcript is spliced from 2 exons.
AUGAAAUCUUUAUUUAGUUUAUCUUUAUUGAUAAGUGCUAUCAUUUAUAAAAGACAAUAUGAUCAUCAAAAUGUUGAAAAUAUUAAUAUUGACAAUAUAUACGGCCAAAAGUUUGAUUACAUAGUAGUGGGUGCCGGUGCUGCCGGUGCUAUAGUUGCCUAUCGUUUGGCCGAUGAAACCGGUGCUACAGUGUUGCUGUUGGAGGCGGGCGGACAACAAAAUUUCAAUAAUGAUAUUCCAGCUUUUCAAGAUAAAGUAGAAAAUAGUGUCCAAAACUGGAACUAUACGUCCACAGAGAACGACCAGAUUGCCGCCGGUCGGGUAUUUGGCGGCUCGUCGGCCAUCAACUCAAUGAACUACUAUCGCGAAUCACCCGACUAUUAUCGCCUAUGGGCUGACAUCACUGGUCUCAGCAAUGUUUGGAGUUAUGAUAAUGUUUUGCCUUAUUUUCUUAAAUCGGAAAACAAUUUAGAUCAGAAAUUGGUGACCAAUAGUCCUGGAUAUCAUCGUCGGGGCGGUAGAGUAACAGUGACCAGUAGUCAACCAAAUGCUAUGAUGAAACAGUUGCUGAUAAGCGCCCAAUUGUUUGGCCAUAAGUUAACAUUUAGUGACGGAAGGAAACCUAUGGGUACAGCAGUUUUGCAGAAUACUAUUGAUGCUAAUAGAAGUCGAGUAUCAACGGGAACAGCAUUUUUGGAAAAUAACUGUUUGAAAAAUCUUAAUAUUUUAGGAAACUCUUUGGUAACAAAAAUUAUAUUCAAUAAGCGAAAACAGGCCAUUGGUGUUGAGUUUUAUCGUUCAGAUAGAAAAUAUCGAGUGUUUGCCAACAAAGAGAUUAUUCUAAGCGCCGGCUCUAUAGGCAGUCCCAAACUGUUAAUGAUGUCGGGUGUGGGACCCAGGGAUCACUUAAAACAGUUUGGAAUAUCUGUGAUCACUGAUGUAAAAGUUGGCCACAAUUUUGUUCAUUCAUUGGGAAUUAUUAUGACUUUCGACAUUAUUAAUCAAUCUAUGGUUAUGGCGCCAACAAAUACUUUUAACAAUUUUGUUGAUUACUAUAUCCGACAUACCGGUCCACUUGGUUAUAAUCAGUCAACUAUUAUCUGUUUUCCUGAACUAGCCUACAGUCGCACAUAUCCCGAGCUCAGUAAUGGAUGUGUAAUGGCUCGUACCGGCCUAUUGGGCAAUCGUAUUGUAUUGUUCUUCAUAGUAAUACUGAAACACCCGAAAACUAGUGGCCGCAUUGAACUGACAUCGGGUAAUCCAUUUACCUCUCCAAUUGUUAAAAUAUGUAAACUGUGCCAUAAAAGUGAUAUUGAUAAAUUGAUCAAGGUAAUUAAAUUGGCUUUACCUAUAUUCACCAGUUCCCAUAUGAAAAAGUAUAUCAAAAUUAAUGCCAUUGCUGACUGUUAUCCUUGUAAUGGUAACUAUUUUUGCUAUCAAUAUAUCCGAUGUAUUUUACAAAAAAGAACUAUACUACCUGUGCCAAUGGGUGGCUGUCGUAUGGGUGUCUCACCAGACAACGGUGCUGUUGUCGAUAAAAAUUUCAAAGUAUUUGGUGUACAUGGGCUACGAGUGAUUGACUCAAGUAUAAUACCGGUACCCAGUGAACAGGGAAAUGCCAUAUCAAUGAUGAUUGGCGAGUAUGGAGCCGAUACUGUUAUCAAAAAUAAAUAA